Seminavis robusta is the source of this 2730-nucleotide messenger RNA. The record is from the annotation of a GenBank genome assembly. Lineage: Eukaryota; Bacillariophyta; Bacillariophyceae; Naviculales; Naviculaceae.
AUGGCAAAACGAAGAAGUACUACGAGUAGUACUAGUAGUCCAUGGGACAACAACGAUGAUGAUCCGUCGGAAAUGACGUUCAGCCGUCGAGCCGCUCGAUAUCUGUCCCGGUUUCGGUGGUACUAUCCAAGGGUAGCGGAACGCAGAGGAGAAGCCUCGUUAGAUGCGGCAUGGCAUCACUACGAACACGUCACGCUGCCAAGGUGCUACCAAAAAGUUCCCAAACACACCCAGCAUGAUGGCAAUGACGACGACGAAGCGAGCUUUCAUUUCGUCCGAGCAUCCACGUCGGAACGAGAACGACCGACCACACUGUAUCCCGUCUUUUCCUCUCCUCUCAAGGAACUGACCAAUUUUGGAGUCUCGACACGCAUGUACUUUUCGACCCUCUUAGUCCUGGCGGGAAUUCUCGGUUUAGCGGGACUACUGAAUAUACCCCUCAUGGUGUAUUUCGGGGGGUAUGCCCAAGACGGCAAGGAUGGGGUGAAUUAUUUUGGUGUGCAGUCCAUUCGAGCCUCGGCGCUUUGUGACUCGACGACCUGGGUGGAGUGCGAAAGCUGUAAUGAAAAUGCGCAUGAAUACCCAUCUUAUCGACUCGACGGAACACGAGUGCGACGAAACAUUUGCAACUUUGACGAUUGGCUUGUGCAUGGACUAUGUAGCUAUGCAGCUACCGUGGCCGUCUUGGUGCUCGUCUUUUUGGCAUCUUGGAAGCAACGCAAGGCCGAAAUUGUAUUUGAUGAAGCCAUUCAGACGGCGUCCGAUUAUUCCAUCAAAAUUAGCAACCCACCGCCCGAUGCCGUGCACCCGGAAGAAUGGAGACAGUUCUUUAAUCAUUAUGCUACCGGUACCAGUGGCAGCCAUGGAAAGUCCAAGAAGGGCGUUGUCAUGGUCACGAUUGCACUCAACAAUGCCAAGCUCCUUCGAGCACUGAUUGCACGACGACAAAAACUGCAGCAGCUCUCGUACUGUCUACCACGCGGAACUGACAUGACCGAUAGUGUGCUAGUAUGGAACUUGAUUCUGACCACGACCACCAAACCAUGGUUGUCCAUGUUCUACCUGGCAAAUGAUGCUACCAAACUGUGGCAUGACAUUGUUCAACUGGAAGACGAGAUUCGUACAUUGGUGCAACAAAAGUACAAGGCUGUUGCCGUGUUUGUUACCUUUGAAACGGAACGGAGUCAACGAAACUGUUUGCACGCGUUGUCGACGGGGAAGAUUCACGUGUGGCACAAUCAACUCGAUCAACACAAACUCAAGGUGCGCGGUAAAGUCUUUCGUGUGUACGAAUCCUUGAGAAGUAGCUCGCUCUGGGAUUGCCUCGAAAAUGAUCCUCAGCAAGAGCACACCAUCCAACUAGGAGGCGACGGUGAUGACUCGACAGCUAGUUUGUCCAAGGCACUCUUGUUUCGAGGGUGUCUUGUCUUGAAUAUCAAAGAGGCGAUCGAACCCAGCAAUAUACGAUGGGGCGACCUGCAGGCAUCCACUCGACAAAGGCUCGAACUGUAUUUAUCCAGCACCGUUGGCAUGGUCGUGUUCGUCUGUCUUUGCGGAUACUUCAUCUAUUGCCUCGUGGCUCGGUAUCCCGGCAUUUACGCGACAAUUUUCAUUACCAUGACAAACGUGGUGGUGCCCGUUGUUUGCCAGAUUAUCAGUGACUUUGAAUCUCAUCCCACGGAGCACGGCAAGCAAACAUCUCUUUACAUGAAGAUCACCAUCUUCCGCUGGUUCAACUCGGCCAUUGCUUUUGUCGAAGACAAAAAUGAGUCCAAGCAACAGAGCCUUAUAUACAAAGUAUAUCCAGUCAUAGUCGCCGAGUUGUUUGUCAAUCCUGUUGUGGAUCUUAUGGACGUGGAUGGGAACUUUCGCAAGCACGUGUUAGCACCGAGAGCCCGAGAUCAGGAAGAGAUGAAUGCCUGUUUCCGGGGCAGUCGAUUUUGGCUCGCUGAGAGGUACACGAACGCGAACAAGGUCCUCUUUGUCGCGCUCUACUUCUCCUCUAUUCUGCCAGAAGCCUUAUUCCUGGGUGCUCUUGCCCUUUGCGCCCAAUUAUUCUUUGGGAAAUUUGCUCUUCUCCGGCUUUGCGGGCCGUCACCAGAUUUGGGCUUUUAUCUGAGUCGCCUGAAUCGAAACUACGUGUUGCCCGUGGUCCUGACUUUUCAUGUAACCAUGAGUGCCUACUGGUGGUCAGGUUAUCCCUACGAUGAUGUCUGCCAGGAAGACGGCGGAGGAUACACUUAUUGCAACCAAAACUUUUACAGCGCUGGAAUCUUCCCUCCUCUUCCUCGGUUCCAGCCAAAUGGAAUGAAAUGGAUGUCAGAGAGUCAAGAGACUAUCACGGCUUUGUAUGGGUGGACUAGCGUUGUGGUCUUGUUGAUUGGUGUUGUGUUCUUUGCUCGUCACACCAUCAUUCCUGCAAUUCGAUCCAUCUACGAGAGCACCUACGAGCCCGACGGUAUGGACCAAGGCAUUGACUUUAGCUCUGUCAAGGACCGUGAAGAACUACAUGGGUACAUUCCACAAGUUCGAGUACCCGGCUUCGUGUUUCCUCUUUUGGCCUGUGAUAUCACCAGCGUACACGAUGAUCUGAUUGGUUGGAAGGACCCAAAGAAUGGAUUUGUUCCUCAUAACUUGGUCCAGGAUGUUGAGAGGAUCACGAAUCACAGCAAGUUACCCCACCCCGUCUUCUCGGUUGUGCGUCAGUGGGGUCCAAACACAGCUGAGUGA